AUGCUACUUCACAUAUUUUUAAUAUCUAUUCUUUGCUUUCAAGGCAAUGGCAAAUAUGAUCCAAAAAUUGAUAUUCUGAUUCAUAAAGAUUGCAAGUACAGUCAAGCAUUGAAAACUCUUCUAGACUGGAGUGGCACAGAAUAUGGAAUUUUGGACAUGGAUAAAAACAUGGACUUAGUCAAUCAAGACAAGCACAUUCCCAAAGUGUUUAUUAAUGGAAAGCUCAUUGGCGGGUACAGAGACUCUCUAAAUAUGUGGCAGUAUGUAUAUAGAAAACUGCCCUUAGAAUUGGACUUUUCAAGAUUGUACAAUCCCGAAUAUGUUAUAUCAAAAUAUUCAAAAUCUGGAGAAUCUGAAAUUGCCAAGUGA
Messenger RNA from Vittaforma corneae ATCC 50505, 369 nucleotides. RefSeq lists its product as uncharacterized. The transcript has a single exon. The record is from RefSeq and is a predicted model, not a curated record. The coding region runs from base 1 to 369 and encodes 122 amino acids. NCBI's taxonomy places the organism in Eukaryota, Fungi, Microsporidia, Nosematidae.